Molecule: messenger RNA, 5768 nt
Organism: Punica granatum (pomegranate)
Lineage: Eukaryota; Viridiplantae; Streptophyta; Magnoliopsida; Myrtales; Lythraceae
Source: RefSeq, a predicted model, not a curated record
UCCUUUAUGAGAUGGGAAAAAUCAAAACAGAAAAAUCACAAUUUCUGUGUGAUCGUUUUGCAGGUUCAUUCAGUGGGUAUGGUGUUGCCGCAGCAGGUUUAGAUGCGGUGAUGUGGAGGAGGAGAAGAAGGAAUCGUACGGAAAUCUAGCUCCGCUUUGCGAAGACGGAUACUGUAAGCACUUGGUGCGCAGCAAGGCCUGUGAGGCGCUCUCUCAGCUCCCUUCUCUCAUGCCUCUCUACUCCGGGAUUCAUGGAGAAGUCGUGAUAUUGGACCAACACAGAUGGAUCCGCCCUGCAGUCUCCUCAGAUUCAAAUUCCUCUCAAGAAUAAGACCCAGUCUCUCUCUUCUGGUCUUCUCCUCCCUAGUUGCAGCCCUCUCUUCGUCCCAUCUGCUCCUUCAAUAGAGAAAAUCGGAGAAGCCUGCUGUCUCGUCUCAUCCUAUUCAGCUCUCUCUCAUAGCUAUGGUUUUUAGCUUUUUGCUCUUGUAAAUUCUCAUCGGGUCCCCUUCCUUGACAUCAUAGAAACGGAUCGGCCAAGAAGCUUUCUAGAAAAUAGAUGGAGAGAAGUUGGAUGAAACUCAGGGAUCAUUUUUGCCUAGAGUAUGCGGAAGGGGUUCGAGAGUUUAUGCGUGUCACAACUCAGCAUGCCGGAUCUGGUAAUAGAGUUCGAUGCCCUUGCAAAAAUUGCAAAAAUUGCUAUUUUAGACAAUUGUUAGAGGUUAAGAGGCACCUCCUUUUAUAUGGAAUUUUGGAAGACUAUACUUGUUGGAUUCAUCAUGGUGAAACAAUCCAAGUUGCUGAUCAUAAUCUUGCUGGUGAGAAAACUAAUAAUCAACAUAUUUCUGAUGAUCAAGGCGACAAUAUAUAUAAUGAUAUUCCAGAGCUGUUAGAGGAUCUACAAAGAGGUACAUUUGCAGAAUCUUUUGGAGAGACUUCCACUGACCAAAAUACAUCGGGUAAUGAAGGUGAAGUGGAGAAAUUUGCUAGACUGCUAAAUGAUGCUAACCAAGAGUUAUAUCCUGGUUGCUUGAAAUAUUCUAAGUUAUCAUUUCUUCUAAAAAUGGUUCAUGCCAAAUCAAUGGGGAAUUGCAGCAAUAAAGCAUUUGAUAUGAUGCUGACAUUAUUCAAAAGUGCCCUUCCAGAAGGUGAGACGCUUCCAAAAUUGUACUAUGAUGUGAAAAAAUUAUUGCGUGAUUUGGGUCUUGGUUAUAUAAAGAUCGAUGCUUGCCAAAAUGAUUGCGCAUUAUUUUGGAAGGAACAUGAAAAUCUUGAUAGGUGUCCAAAUCCAAAUUGUCAAGCUCCUCGGUGGAAAUAUAGUGCUCUUAAACGUAAGACGAUUCCCCAUAAGGUGCUGAGAUACUUUCCUGUCAAGGCCAGACUUCAACGUUUAUUCAUGUUUAAGGAAACAUCAGAGGAUAUGAGAUGGCAUCAAGAGAAGCGUGUUCAAGAUGGUGUAAUAAGACAUCCAGCUGAUGCUAUAGCAUGGCAAGAGUUUGAUAAGGAACAUGAUUGGUUUGCUCAAGAUCCUCGAAAUGUUCGAGUAGGCCUUGCAAGCGAUGGGUUCAAUCCUUUUGGUAAUAUGAGCACGACCUACAGUAUGUGGCCGGUGUUUUUAAUUCCGUAUAACUUGCCUCCCUGGAAAUGCAUGAAGGAGCCAUUUAUCAUGUUAAGCUUGCUCAUACCUGGUAAGGAUUCUCCUGGCAAUGAAAUUGAUAUAUAUUUACGCCCAUUGGUUGAUGAGUUGAAAGAGUUAUGGUUAGAAGGUGUAGAGACAUAUGAUUCAUACAAGGAUGAGAAAUUUCGGUUGCAUGCUAUAUUAUUAUGGACCAUAAAUGAUUUUCCGGCUUAUGGAAUGUUAUCUGGGUGGAGUACGAAAGGGAAGUUAGCUUGUCCAAUAUGCAAUAAGGACACUUGUUCAUUUACACUAAAAAAUGGACAGAAAUAAUGUUAUAUGGGUCAUCGUAGGUUCUUAGAUUCGCAACAUUCAUGGAGAAAAAGUAAAAAAUUUGAUGGUAAGUCAGAGUACCGGUCGAAACCUGAAGAAUUAUCUGGAGAUGAUGUGUUAAGACAAUUGAGGCAAGUUGAGAAUGUAAGAUUUGGAAAGCCGCCUAAUCAGCGAAAGAGGAAACGUUCAGAUGGUGAACUGAAUUGGACAAAAAGAAGCAUAUUUUUUGAAUUGCCUUACCGGAAAACAUUAAAGCUGCGACACAAUUUGGAUGUUAUGCAUAUAGAAAAAAAUAUAUGCGAAAAUAUUUUGUCCACUUUAAUGAAUAUUGAGAAGAAAACUAAGGACAACAUCAAGACCCGUUUGGAUUUGGAGGAAUUGGGUAUACGGAAGGAGCUGCAUUUACAACGAGAUGGUGACAGGUAAUGGGUUCCACAGGCAUGUUACACACUCACACUACAAGAGCGGCGAAAGCUCUGUGGAUGGCUAGGACUAGUUAAGUUACCUGAUGGAUAUAGGUCUAAAUUUUCCCGUGUUGUGGCCAAUGAUGCUGCUAAGGUUUCCGGUAUGAAAAGUCAUGACUAUCACAUAUUCUUACAACGACUGCUUCCUGCUGCAUCAUAUGGAUUCUUGCGAAAUGAUGUAUAUGUCGCACUAUCGGAGUUGAGCAAUUUUUUCAAGGAACUAUGCUCUAAAGUUGUGAAUAGAGAAAAAUUGGAACUGUUGAAGCAUGAUAUCAUUUUAAUAUUGUGCAAACUUGAGAUGAUUUAUCCACCGUCCUUUUUCGUCAUUAUGGUUCACCUAGCUAUCCACUUACCUCGUGAAGUUGAAUUAGGUGGGCCGGUUCAGUAUCGUUGGAUGUAUUUUGUCGAGAGGUAGUUUCCAUACUUUUAUUAUGUACAUUUCUUUUCUUUUAAUUAUAAUAUGUGUCUUUCUUAAGAUAUUUUAAUUGUUUAAUGUAUAUUGGUUAUUGAGGACGUUAAAGGACUCUGUGCACAACAAAGCUCGCCCAGAAGGCUCGAUUGCUGAAGCGUAUAUUGCCAAGGAAUGCCUUAAUUUUUGUUCCAUGUAUUUUUGUGGUAUUGAAACACGAUUUAAUGGAGAGGACAGAAAUUAUGAUGGGAGCAAAACAGAUGAAUCGAGUGGAUUUUUGAUUUUUAAACAAAAGACGAGGCCAUUAGGAGCAGCUAAAUAUAAAGUUUUGUCCAAAUCUGAGAGAGAUAAAAUACAAUGGUAUAUUCUCCAUAAUUGCAGUGAGAUUGAUGCUUACCGAAAGUAAGUAUAUUAAUAUAUAGUGCACAUAUCUUUUUAUAGUAGUACUGUGCAUGAUUAAUCUUUGGGAUUUUGCAGUUUACACAAAGAGGAGCUUGAGAGAGAAUCUCCUGCAAAUAUAGAGCAAAGACAUCAAGAGAAAUUUCUAAGUUGGUUUAAAACUCAAGUUACAAAUUUGCGGCUGAACAAUUCAAUUGGAUUCUCUAAUCAACUGUAUGUACUUGGAAUGGGCCCUAAUGAACGAGUCGCGAAGUAUAGUGGUUUGAUUGUGAAUGGAGUUAGAUUUCAGACUGUAGAUCGUGAUAAGACCCUUCAAACACAAAAUAGCGGUAUCGUGGUUAAGGGAGAGCAUAAUUCAGAAGAAAUUGAUUUUUAUGGUGUGAUAGAAGAUAUAAUCGAGCUGUAGUAUGGUAAUAUGAAUCGUGUUUUUAUAUUGGGAUGCAAGUGGUGGAAUAUGGGGGACAAGCGAAAUGGAUUUUGGUCGGAUGGACGUUUAAUUAGCGUUAACACCAGUAGAACGUGGUACAUGAGUGAUCCAUUUGUCCUUGCAACUCAGGUUGAGCAAGUUUUUUAUGUUAAUGAUAUUAAACGUGGAGGCAGUUGGAGAAUUGUACAGAAGGCACAUUCUCGAAAUCUUUAUGAUGUUCCUGAGAGAGAUAUGAGAUAUGAUAACGAAGAAUUGGAUACCAAUCAAGAGCCAUAUCAGCAAGAUCAGUCAUAUGACAUCAGUCAAAUUGACAUCGAUGAUAAAAUUGACGGACCACUACAUCGGGAUGAUGUAAUGCCUAUAGAUGUUGAUUCCAGCACAUUACUUUCACAAGUUAGGAACAACAAUGUUGAGAAUGAUUUUGUUGAUGAAGAAUAUGAUACAUUCGAUGAAUAUCUCGAUGAUUCUAAUGAAGAGGACUAUGCCGAUGAUGACGAUGACGAUUUGGAUGAGGAGUCAUAGAUUUUUCCGAGUCUGCUGGUCUUCCGUGGGCAGGGGCAAAAGGAUAGGACACUUUCACUCCAAUCAGUACGGUUAUUCUGAAAGCAAUCCACCGAAAAAUUCGCAAGAUUUGUUACCCACUAGCAUCAUUGAGCGCGAAGAAGGGCGCGCCAAAAUGGGUAUGCAAAUUUGGCGAAAAAUUCAGUGUAAAUCAUUUCCUGCGAAUCGUAAUUGGGGGUUCGUAGCUCUCUAUCUAUUCACAAGAGAACUUGGGCAAAUUACACGAAGGUCCAUUGACGAUGACACCACAUCGUCAAAGGAAAAAUACUUCAGCCACUGGUCAAGUCAGUUCUACUCAAUCCCAAUCCCAUCCUGGUUUGCCAACAGCUCCUCAAAGCAUGUCGCCUCAAGUGGGAACUUCUAAUCAAACUGGUAGCCCGGUUGCUUCUAUACCAGCUGAUUCAGUAACCAAAGGUACUACUAUUGCUACCAAAAAGAGAGGUCGUGGUUUAGCUAGGGGUUUUCAGGUCACGAAACGACUGAGGGAGGGUAGCAAAAUUGAUGGAGUUAUCAUUUCUGAAGAUAACUACAAACCCGUAGGCCCAGCUGAGAAAAUAUUUAAGAUGGAGUUAGGCAUAAUCACCCGGUUACUAGCUCCCCUUCGAGUAUUUUAUUGGAAGAGAAUGAAAAAUGAGAUGAAAGAGCCACUGUUUGCUCGUCUAGAGAGUGAAUUUCAAAUUUCUCUAUCUGAGCCAUAUGCAAGAGAAGUGGUAGAUGCAGCAAUGGCAGAUCGUUAUAGGCCAUUCAAGCAUAAUUGCUGCAAGCACUAUAGAAAGUUUUCGACCAUUGAGGAAGCACGUCAAAAUCCUCCUAUUGAUGUGGAGGAGGCAGAUUGGAUUCCAUUGUGUGAGCAUUUCGAGAGUGAUGAAUUUAAGCGUGCUAGCAAGGCAAAUGCUGCCAAUUAGUCGAAGCUUGAGGUGAAUCAUACAUCAGGUUCAAAAUCAUAUUGUCAGCGUAUGUAUGAAAUGGAAAUCUCUGAGGACCCUCGACCGGUUCCUAAAGAAGUCGGUGUGUAUUAUGAUGCCCAUCACAAGAGGGCUACCGGCACAUGGAUCCAUCCAAAAGCUCAAGAGAACUAUGAGCAAAUGAAGGCUUUGCAUGCACAACCAACAGAGAAUGACAUUCCAUUAACAGGAAGAGAGAUAUUUCAGGAAGUUGUGAAGCCAAAAUCUGGGUAUACUCGUGGACUUGGCUAUGGUGCGAGGCAUCAUGCUAGGCCAAGAUCAACUGCUCGUUUCUAUGUAGAAGGUAAUGACUCUGAGAGAGAAUCUCGUCAAGUGUUGGAGCAGAAGAUUGGAAGUCAACAAGCUCAAAUAGAAAGUCAACAAGCUCAGAUAUUAAUAUUGCAAUCAUCACAUGCCAGUCUGGAAGCCCAAAUUCGAGAUUUGCUUGGUCGACUUGAAGUAAGAGACAUCUCUCACUCAAAUCCUUAACGAUGAAAGUGCAUUCGGACAAUGGGAGGCGCAUGGCUCAUCCCGUAAAUGGUUUAGAAAGAUCAUCUCUAUAUUCUAGGAUGUUUUCUUUUAAUUUCUAAGUUCAAGUAGAAGUAGUUCUCUUCUUAGA